UGAUGCGACUGUGUCAUAGGUCGCAGGCCUUGGAUACCCAGACCACAGCGUACUACAUGGCUGUCAUCGGCUCUACCUUGUUGGCGGAUAAGACCAGGACUGGCAUGCGACCUCACCCGAUAGUUGUCGUCAACGACGAUGAACAGGACGUGGCCUGGGGUGCGGUGACCUUGGCGUUCUUGUACAGGCAGCUCGGAAUGGCAUCUAGGGCUGGUUGCAAGACCAUUGCUGGAUGCCUCACAUUGCUCCAGACAUGGAUCUAUGAGUACUUCCCCGCUUUCCGCCCUCAUCCUCGCCGAGAUGAUGUGCCAAACAUGACUAGGGCGGAGAUGUGGACGCUGAAGAAAGUAGGUCGUGAGCUGGACAGGUUGAUGGAGUUCCGCAAGGUUCUGGACUCAAUGACAGAGACUCAGGUUGAAUGGACUCCCUACAAUUUUUCUGCUGCUACGUUGCUGAAUGAGCACCCACGCACCACAGUCAUCGGGGCUAUCACCUGCUUUGAUGUUGUGGAGGUGUAUUUGCCAGAGCGGGCAUUGCGACAGAUUGGGUUCGUGCAGUCUAUUCCUCCAGCUCCUAUUAGACCAGCCAAGGCUCUUCGACCGGCACACGGAACCUACUCCGUGACCUUUCCUUCUUCUGCUGCUGCAUUUGUGGAGGCAUGGAGUAGGUUCCCCUACAGUGCCCGCCUUGUAGAGCAGGGACUUCGACGGGCUACUGUUCCUUCAGAGACUGAACCUAAUUACGUUGAAUGGUUUAGAGUGUGCUCGCACCCGUACAUAUCCCGAGACGAAUUGCUGGCUUUCGGUCCUGGUCCUGGUCAGAGCAGAUCUGAUUACUUCGCGAAAGAAUGGGCCAGUCGAUUCGCUCCAGUGGCAAGACUACCUACGCGGAUUGCGGAUUUGAACUCCCGUCAACGACAUGCUUUAGAAAUAUACCUUAAUGAUUGUAGAGAUUUAUUUGAUGAAUGGCAAAUUGAUCAAGGGCAAGGCCCUGAAUAGUCUGUACUGAAACUAUUUUACAUUAUUUAUUGCAUUUAUUU
Amaranthus tricolor (Joseph's coat) is the source of this 1039-nucleotide messenger RNA. RefSeq names its product protein MAINTENANCE OF MERISTEMS-like. The coding region runs from base 3 to 998 and encodes 331 amino acids. Lineage: Eukaryota; Viridiplantae; Streptophyta; Magnoliopsida; Caryophyllales; Amaranthaceae. Gene Ontology annotation, biological process: meristem maintenance; meristem development. The record is from RefSeq and is a predicted model, not a curated record. The transcript has 3 exons.